CGGUCACUCCCUGGAGAUGUUAUUAUCGUCCGCUGCUGCUGCCCUCUACACUACACUGCGACGUCGGAAAUACCGCCCCGUCUACCACCAGAUCACCACCACACUGUACUCACCCGCCACACAAGGCUGUGCUUCUAGUAACUGGGGGAAGAAAAACCCGUCAAAUGCAGGAACAACCAUGGAACAGGGAGACUUUAAUAUAGACUGUAGUGACGAAGAAGUCCAAAAGGAAUUUACGAAGACUGUGUAUGGUAUUGAGCCGAGUCCCUCUGAGAUUAUUAGACUUUAUGAGGCCCUCGCAAAGGAUGGAAAUCUCUCUAUAAAAUGGAAGUGGGGUUUGGGCAGACGCCUUCCUACACCAUCCCAAAGUGAUUCCGAGAGUGAGAAGGAAGAGUUGGCUGAAAAAGUUGACACUUCAGGAUUUGACUUUGAUGAUGAACCUGCCUCUGUGAGAUUCACACCUCGCCGUACCCCAGGCAGUGCUGGACCAAAGGGCAGUGCAAAGAAGAAGACCACAAAUUUUGAAAACAUUCUGGCAAGUGUUAGAAGACAAAAGAAACUUGAAUUACGUGAAAAGAGCAAAAGUCGAAGAGACAGGAAGUAGAUUGUAAGAUAGUUGUUGUUAAGUCAAGAUGGGUACAAAACUAUUAUCUAAGUGUGUAAGAAGUGUAUAAACAUAUGAAAAAGCGAUACUAACUAGGAAUUCAAAUUGAUUGGACACUUUGGACAAAAUUGAUGUGUAUAUUGUUUAGUAAAGUUGGAAGUGUACAAUAGUGUAUCUUAGGAAACCUUUCACAAAAGCUCCAGUAUUUACAAGAGCAGAAAAACUGUUAGGGGGGUUAUAUAUAAAACUGUUUUCUAGUUCAUUUUUUAGAUUAUCCCAAAGAUGCAUUUUGUAGCCAAAAAAAUGUAUAUUUACAUUGGAAUAAAAUGAUAAAAAAACACAAA
This is a messenger RNA of Homarus americanus (American lobster), 948 nucleotides long. RefSeq names its product PAXIP1-associated glutamate-rich protein 1-like (gene Pa1). NCBI's taxonomy places the organism in Eukaryota, Metazoa, Arthropoda, Malacostraca, Decapoda, Nephropidae. The transcript is spliced from 4 exons. The coding region runs from base 17 to 604 and encodes 195 amino acids. The record is from RefSeq and is a predicted model, not a curated record.